This is a messenger RNA of Dicrocoelium dendriticum, 1733 nucleotides long. The record is from the annotation of a GenBank genome assembly. Lineage: Eukaryota; Metazoa; Platyhelminthes; Trematoda; Plagiorchiida; Dicrocoeliidae.
CGUUCAAACAACAACAUAAAAAGGCGGAUUUUUAUAAUUAUCUGGCGCAAGCUUUGUGCUGUUAUCAAAAACGUUUCAUAUACGCGAAAAUACAAUUCUUUUAGCCGCGUCAAUCAACGCCAUAUAUGAGCGGAUUUGUUUUUGUCUUCCCUGUUCGUUGCCUGUUAUCGUGUAGCCUCUGAAGUUUCGGGAGUCUUUUUCCAUUUGUGACUGUCGGCAUGCCUUCUGGAGGUAGCGAGGAACUGGAUUGCUUUGAGGAUUUGACCGAUGAAAAAGACCGUGGAGUAUUGAAAAAGAUUCUACGGAAAGGGACGUCUGAUCUGUCGCCCUUCACUGGCGACAAAGUUACUGUUCAUUAUGUUGGGACUUACUACGGUGGCGAUCAGGACGGUGAGCAAUUUGACUCCAGUCGGGAACGUGGAGAGUUUUUUGAGUUCACCAUCGGAAAUGGGGAGGUCAUUAAAGCAUGGGAUAUCGGCGUUGCGACUAUGAAAAUCGGUGAACUCUGCGAGUUGAUUGCGUCUCCGGAAUACGGGUACAAAGAUGGGAAAUCGCGGAAGUUUGAAAUUGAACUGUUUGAUACCCGGGGAAUGGAUGUUAGUGCAGACAAGACCGGAACUGUCCUCAAAUCAGUCCUGGAGAAAGGUAGAGAUUUCCUCAACCCAACUGUUGGCUUGGAGGCUGAAAUAAGCUAUCGGUUGUUCAAUGAUCCAGAAGGCGGAGACUUCCGGGACGUGUCUUAUGCAGUGGGCGACCCAGCAGUGAACGAGAUCCCUGAAUGCAUUGACUUGGCCGUGCGCCACAUGAACACUGCUGAGAGGGCGCUUGUGAGAUUAGUUGACCCUUCAACGAAGACUGCCAAAUCGGCAGGUGAUGUCACGAGGGAGCGGGAUACUCUGUACGAGCUUCGUCUGAGGUCUUUCGAAAAGGUCAAACACCUAUCCUCCUUACCGACGUUCUCUGAGCAAAUGUCUUACGCCGAGUCGCUGAAGCUUAAAGCUAAUGAUUACUUGAAGGCCUCAAAAUACGAUGUCGCCAUAUCACUAUACCAGCGUUUGGAUUCGGAUCUUCAGUAUGUAGUGGCGAAUGGAGUCUCGGACCAGAAGACUUUAAACGAUGUGAUAAAUGCCAUUAGGCUUAAUCUUGCUCUUGUUUAUCUCAAGCUGGGAGAUGCUCAGAACUGUUCCGAUAAGUGCAAGAAAGUCCUUGAGUCGAACGCUUCUAACGAAAAAGCUUUAUUCCGCCUUGGUCAGGUGAGCGCCGACUCGACGUCUCACUUUUUAGGCCUGCUUACUCCGAAAGGAUCACGAGGAUGCAGCGGUCUACUUUAGACGCAUUGUGGCCAACAAUCCUAGUAAUUCCGCUGCAGUCAAUCAUCUGCGAAUGUGCGAAUCAGCCAUCCGUUCUGCCGAAGAAAAGGAACGGAAAAUAUUUAGGAGCAUCUUUGAACGCUCUAAAGAGGUAAGUUGCUCUCCACGCGAAUCAACUUGCUGCAGACUGGCUUGUCUGGUGUCGUCGAACAACAAUCCGAAGUGGUCAAUGGCGAUGAAAAGCUUGCAACCUAAUAAGCCACAUUUCAAUUUGUAUUAUAAUAAUAAAACAUUCUGUUAUUUUUAUAGGUUUUCAAAGCGAGUUUUUGCUAGCGCCAUUCGCCGGGGUAUUACGGCGUCAUCAUCAUCAUCAUUAUUACACGUUAGCUGGAGGUAAUAAACACCUCAGCUGUGCCGCAAUAC